AUGAUACGUUCGAGGAUAUUUAGUAGCCUGACAGAGUAUCGCAAGCUCAUCAGUGUGAUAACGCCAACGCGUGCACUGCACAGUCGACCAAUCAAGCCGAAGUUGGCAAUGGACUUUUCCACGGAGCAGACUGAGCGCAAGGGCUCCAUACAUCAUGAUACUCAUGCAACGCCACCAGAAUUCAUUCAGAAAGAGCACUGGCGGUACCAGAGUAUGAGAAAAGCUGAACUGGAGAGCGAUCCUAACAUCUUCGAUCUGAGCAAACGCCAUGAAUUUAGCCCAGAGGAAAGGGAUAUAUGGCGUCCUGCUGGCACCAUACCUGCAUUGCGCAUCGAGGCUGCAUGCCAAGCUUACGCAGGAGGACGACCGUUAUCUGCGACUUCAGCCGAUGCAGCGAUAUUUGAGCAUCGAGACUUCCCUGGCCUGCAGGUUGUGCCGCAGCUUUUGCCUCCAGAGACUCAGGUCCUAUUUACCUCUUGUCUUAUGCACCGAGACUUAGCAGACCCAAGCCACAAGAUCAAUUUGCAGGCAGACUACGACAUCCGGUAUCCCCCAGAACCGUCCUCGGAACCAGUGCGAUUUGACAGCAGUUUUUUCCUGCGUGACAGAUCUGCAGCAGAAGACGUUCUGACGCCAAAAGUGCCGGGCAAACAGAAACCCCUCAACAACGAGCAGUUUUUGUACACUAAACUCCGGUGGCUCACGCUUGGAGAACAGUAUGACUGGCCAACACGAAGCUACGCAAAGCACGCAACACCUUUUCCAGGCGACCUGUCGAAGCUCGUCACGGGCCUGUUCCCUCACAUCCAACCUGAGUCCGGAGUGGUGCUCGUGUAUGGCGCGAAAGACUUCAUGCCUGUCCAUCGUGACGUGAGCGAGCAAUGCCAACGCGCACUGGCUAGCUUUAGUGUCGGUUGUGACGGUAUUUUUAUUAUGGCCAGAGGGGAAGAUGACGGAGAAGAAGAAAACGCGCCUCGGACCGUUGCAAUCAGGGUACGAAGCGGUGACUGCGUACACCUCACUGGCAAUGCUAGGUGGGCCUGGCAUGCAAUGGCCAGGACCUUACCAAGCACUUGUCCUUCGUACCUGGCCAAUUGGCCUAUGGGAACGCCUGGAGCGACGCCGGCAGAGGAAAAAGCUUUCAAGAAAUGGAGAGGUUACAUGGGUACGAAACGCAUCAACGUCAGCUGUCGCCAGGUCUGGGAUUGA
Ascochyta rabiei is the source of this 1209-nucleotide messenger RNA. RefSeq lists its product as uncharacterized. The transcript is spliced from 2 exons. Gene Ontology annotation, cellular component: nucleus; cytoplasm. Bases 1 to 1209 code for a protein of 402 amino acids. NCBI's taxonomy places the organism in Eukaryota, Fungi, Ascomycota, Dothideomycetes, Pleosporales, Didymellaceae. The record is from RefSeq and is a predicted model, not a curated record.